Messenger RNA from Stylophora pistillata, 2390 nucleotides. RefSeq lists its product as uncharacterized. NCBI's taxonomy places the organism in Eukaryota, Metazoa, Cnidaria, Anthozoa, Scleractinia, Pocilloporidae. The record is from RefSeq and is a predicted model, not a curated record. Gene Ontology annotation, molecular function: protein binding.
GAGAAAGCCGAAUUGUAUUUUCGCGAGGCUUUCUUAAAGUGCAAAGGCAUUGGAGAUAGUAUGACCGAGUUUAAAGUUGUUUGCGGUCUAGCAGUUUUGAAGUUAGCUCAGUUUAAUCUCGAAGAAGCUUUUUCGUAUCUUUUUCAAUCUAUUGCAAAAUUUGAAAAAUUGCGAAACUUUGUAAAAGGCAACGACUACUUCCAAAUAUCUUUGUUGGAGAAGCAUGGCGUCUUUCCCUAUGACACGCUCAUUAAAUUGCUCUCUGUUAGCGGAAAUUUUACAGAUGCUCUUUACGUUGAAGAACUUAGACGGGCAAGAGCUCUAGCGGACUUGAUGACAUCUCAAUAUUCUGCCAAACAGUUGCAGUUUUCAGGCGAUCCGCGAUCAUGGUGUGGAAUCCAUGAUAUUAUAAAAGGAGAAGCCAGCUGUAAUUGUCUUUACCUUUCGGUUGAUGAUGAAGAUGCACGGAUUUGGAUUCUGAAAACAAGCGGAGAGAUUCAUUUCCGAAGAAAGAGAUUGGAUUCAGAUCGUUUUGGAAAUGCCGGGUCAGUUCCUGACCUGAAAGUGUUUUUUUCGGAAAGUUUCCUCCACUUUGGCAUUCUACCUAGAGAUGUUUGCGAAGAUCGCUCUUUAAAUGACGAACGUGUUCCAGCGUCAUCUGAUGAUGUCAACCGAUCGCCUUUAACACACAAUAAUAUGAAAAAAUAAUCUUCGUUUGUGCUACGAAAUAAUCGUCGCUCCCGUGGCCGAUUUAUUGAAAGAGCCUGAAAUUAUCAUUGUCCCUGAUAGCUGCAUGUACCAAGUGCCAUUUGCAGCCUUCAUCGGACGAAGGAGGACGAUAUUUGUCUGAAAACUUCAGGAUCCGUAUUGCUCCUUCUCUGACCACUCUCAAGCUUAUUAAGGACAGUCCUCCAAACUACCACAGUCAGAGUGGGGCUCUCAUAGUGGGUGAACUUGAGGUGAGCAAAGUGAUUUACAAGGGGCAACCAAUCUUCCUGGAGCCAUUACCAGGUGCAAGAAAAGAAGCUGAGAUGAUUGGAAAAAUGCUUGGCGUCCCCCCAUUGUUAGGGAGACAUGCAACAAAGGAGGCGGUUAUUGAACAGAUGAAGUCAGUUGCGCUGAUACAUUUUGCUGCUCACGGAUAUGCUGAGAGAGGAGAAAUUGCACUUUGCCCUGUUCGUACCACUAAUGACAUUCCACAAGAAGAAGAAUACCUCUUGACGAUGGCUGACGAGUCAAAAGUUCAACUUAAAGCUAAACUGGUUGUUCUAAGUUGCUGUCACAGUGGACGCGGAGAGACUAAAGUCAAAGGAGUCAUUGGAAUCGCUCGGGCGUUCUUGGGAUCCGGUGCUCGCUCGGUGUUAGUAGCGCGGUGGGCCUUGAACGACGAAUCGACAGAACAGUUCAUGAAUCGUUUCUACGAACUCUUGUUUCGUGGUGAAAGUGCCAGCGAGUCUCUUCACGAGGUCCGAAAGUGGAUGAGAAAUAACGGCUUUCCUGAAGUGGAGAAAUGGGCUCCGUUCAUGCUGAUUGGAGAUAAUGUCACYUUGAGGCGAGAGUUCCGGUUUCCUUCGCAGAGCCCUAAAGAAGGUAGGAAAAGCUAUGAGAAAAGCUAUGAGAAAAGUCGUCUUCAAACCAGUAGAAAAAGCAUUCAAGGAGGUGGUCGAAAAACCAGUUAAGCCUGUGCUGAGAGCUGUAGGACUCAAGAAAGUUCGCAAGACAUAUAGGGAGUUCCAAAAAGAGGUGGUCAAUUCUCGGGUGACUUUCACUGAAGACUCCUACCGAGUUGACAAAAUCAACCCUUGCCCUAACGGACAACAUGAUAUUAUGGAAACAGAGCAUCCAGUCGAGAUUCACUUUGAAGGAAAUGUGGUGGUGUUACAGAACAGUUAUUGCCGAAAAUGUGGACAGCAUUUCUUCAACACUAAACAUAAGGAUGAACUGUAAACGCAAGAGUGAACUUUAAACUAGCGGGACAUUCGUACAAACCUGGAAUGAAAUGUUUAUUAUUUCUUUAUUUCCUAAGAGCUGGAUAUUGUUCAUUAAAUGUCAUUUAGAAAUAAGUAGCAGCCUCUGUUGGUCGAAAAAAAAACAUUUAUUUUAAUCUAUAUUUUCUGACAACUCGUUCUUGCAAUUAAUUAUAAUUUGUAGACAUUGUAGUUCGUUAACUAUCUCGUAAUUAUGGGUGACCUCGAAUCGUUCAGCUGUAAUGAACUUUUUGAACAUACUGAAUACAAAAGCCUUUGCGUUCAGAAUUCUAUCUUUUUUCCUUGCAAAACUUCAGGAACAUUGUCUCAUGUAUCGGUCGAUUGACUAUUUAUAAAGAUUGUGUUACUCCAAGGUAACCGGCAAAUUGUCCCCAUUGUCUCUGUACAAGCUAUUUGAGAGAU